Messenger RNA from Cooperia oncophora, 1128 nucleotides. NCBI's taxonomy places the organism in Eukaryota, Metazoa, Nematoda, Chromadorea, Rhabditida, Trichostrongylidae. The record is from the annotation of a GenBank genome assembly.
AUGGUCCGUGAGACGACAGAGAGGAAGAGCGAUCGCACUACAUCAGCUAUCUAUCGGAUGAUCGUCAGAAUAAGUGAUUUGCGAACAAUGCGUGUAGCCGUACCAGAAGAAGCGCUUUCUGAUGGCGGUGAUCGUUCGACGCGACCACUUAUGAGGGAACUCAUGGAGAUGAUCUGUCCACGGGUGAGCUUUGGCUGUAUGCGGCCAUCAUUACAGACUCCUCGAGUUGAGGAGAUGUUGAUGAAAAUGGACGAGCAGCCAAUUUACACCCGGUACAAAGUCGGCAUAAUGUUAUGCCGUGCCGGUCAAAGUACCGAAGAACAUAUGUAUAAUAAUGAACAUUCCUCCAGCGCAUUCGAUGAGUUUUUGGAUUUUAUUGGGCAACGAGUUCGUCUCAAAGGAUGGGAUCAGUACAAGGGUGGUCUCGAUACGCGUGGCGACACUACCGGUACACAUUCGAUCUACUGCGAGUAUCAGGCCCAUGAGGUCAUGUUCCAUGUAUCUACAUUAUUACCAUUCACUCCUAGUAAUCGGCAGCAGCUUUCCCGUAAGCGUCAUAUCGGUAAUGAUAUGGUGACGGUGGUAUUCCAAGAGCCAGGCGCUCUUCCAUUUUCGCCGAUCGCCGUUCGAAGUCACUUUCAGCACGUAUUUAUUAUUGUUCGUGUUCAUAAUGCUUGUACGGACAACGUUUCCUAUAGUGUUGCGGUGUCCCGAUCCAAAGAAGUACCCGCGUUUGGACCGCCUCUCCCGAAAGGUGCCACAUUCAGCAAAUGUGCCGACUUUCACGACUGGCUGCUCACUAAAAUAAUCAACGCUGAGAACGCGGUACAUCGCUCGAAAAAAUUCGCCACGAUGGCAGCUCGAACUCGUCGCGAGGCGUUACGAGAUCUUGCUGAGAACUACGUUGGCACGCAUCAAAAUGAAGGGCCGAGUCGAAUCGCCAGUCGCUUCCUUGGUGGAAGCGUAAAGCGUCGUGAACGACAAAAUCCGAAACCGUUCCCAGCCACUAUCCGUGGGGCUUUAUCAUGGCUGGUCGACGUUCACGACCACUCAGUCAAUCAGGUGUGUAUUCUAGAGCACUUUGAAAGCAAUCUUCACACCCACCUCCAAGGACGAUCCCUCCCAUGA